This is a messenger RNA of Penicillium vulpinum, 1239 nucleotides long. Its product is annotated as acetamidase/formamidase family protein. Lineage: Eukaryota; Fungi; Ascomycota; Eurotiomycetes; Eurotiales; Aspergillaceae. The coding region runs from base 1 to 1239 and encodes 412 amino acids. The transcript is spliced from 5 exons. The record is from RefSeq and is a predicted model, not a curated record. Gene Ontology annotation, molecular function: hydrolase activity, acting on carbon-nitrogen (but not peptide) bonds, in linear amides.
AUGGGUAUCAAGGGAAUCCGUACAGCUCUAAAGGUCGACCUCGAUAAGCCUGCGCGUGAACAGCCUGGCUUACAUAAUAGAUGGCACCCAGAUGUACCGGCCUUUGGAAAAAUCGCCAACAAUGAGGUUGUUAAGAUUGAGUGUCUCGAUUGGACCGGAGGUCAGAUUGGAAAUAACGACUCAGCGGAUGAUGUCAAGAAUGUAGAUCUAACUCAGAUCCAUUACUUAUCUGGUCCGUUCGAAAUCGAAACCGCAGAGCCCGGCGAUGUCUUGGUCGUCGAAAUUCAGGACGUCCAACCAUUCGAGGAGCAACCGUGGGGAUUCACUGGAAUCUUCCACAAAGAGAAUGGAGGAGGUUUCCUAGACGAGCUGUAUCCCGAGGCAGCCAAGGCGAUUUGGGACUUCGAAGGAAUCUUUUGCUCAUCUAGACAUAUUCCCCAUGUUCGGUUUGCCGGACUAAUUCACCCUGGAAUCAUGGGUUGUGCUCCAUCGGCUGAAGUUCUGGCCGAAUGGAAUCGUCGAGAGGGAGAGCUAAUUGCAGCCAAUACUGUUGCUGAUCGAAUCGUCGCCCAACCACCAAAUCCUCAUAAUACCCAUGCUGGCACUGCGACUGAUGAAGUCAAGACCAAGAUCGCUAACGAGGGUGCUCGGACUAUCCCAGGCCGCCCCGAACACGGAGGUAAUUGCGAUAUCAAGAACCUCUCUCGCGGAUCGAAAGUAUAUCUCCCUGUCCAUGUCUCAGGUGCUAAGUUCUCAGUCGGAGACCUACACUUCUCGCAAGGCGAUGGCGAGAUCUCCUUCUGUGGAGCCAUUGAGAUGGCCGGUAUUAUCACAUUGAAGUUCUCAGUCAUCAAAAACGGCAUGGCGAAACUAGACAUGAAGUCACCAAUCUUCCACGCAGGACCCGUAGAGCCGCAGUUUGGCCCUGGGCGAUACCUGACAUUCGAGGGAUUCUCAGUCGAUGAGAAUGGAAAGCAACAUUUCCUAGAUGCAACAGUCGCCUACAGACAGACCUGUCUCCGGGUUAUCGAGUAUCUCCGGCGCUAUGGCUAUAAUGAUUAUCAGAUAUAUUUGCUGCUCAGCUGUGCACCGGUGCAGGGUCAUAUUGCCGGUAUUGUGGAUAUCCCAAAUGCCUGUACCACUAUUUCGCUGCCGAUGGAUAUCUUUGAUUUCGAUAUUCGGCCUGAGGCGGAUGUGGUUAAGAAGGAGAUGGGAGCUUGCGCUUUUGUGACAAAGUAG